AUGGCUGGCCAGCGAGCCACGGACUGCGGGGCUGACAGCUGCAGGGAGCGCCUUGCAGCUGCUGCUGUAACUGCUGCUGCCGAUGCUGCUGCUGCUGAAUCCUUUCGCGUUACUGCUGCUGCGGAGGAGGUCAGAACGACUCCCGCUCAGGGACCGGCUUUGCACGGCCAGGUGAGUGCUCUGGCUGGUGGCUGCGGCAGAAGGGCGCAUAUCAGCCGCAGCAGCAGCAACAACGAAGCGGCUGCUGCUUCGGCUGUGGCUAUUGCCGUGGCGGCUGGAGCUGCUGGAGCGGAAGAGGGCCUUUAG
Molecule: messenger RNA, 306 nt
Organism: Eimeria acervulina
Lineage: Eukaryota; Apicomplexa; Conoidasida; Eucoccidiorida; Eimeriidae
Exons: 2
Coding region: 1-306 (101 amino acids)
Source: RefSeq, a predicted model, not a curated record